AUGACCACCACAUUAUCGAACCAGGGAAUCAUCUGGAGAGGAAUUCCUGCCAAAUUCGAAUCGCAGCCGCUCACAAUUUGCAGAAUCUGCGAAGUGGAGCGACCUCGCGGUUCCUGCCAUUGUGAUGUGUGUCAGUUGGAUCAUCACUGUCCGUGGAUGGGGAAGUGCAUUGCAAAGAAUAAUCUGAAGUUGUUCAAUGUGAGUGUAAUGUGCAUUUUUGGAAGUAUCUUCCUCGCUGGGUUUGCGUCGAUGGUUUUAUGA
Messenger RNA from Blastocystis hominis, 261 nucleotides. RefSeq lists its product as hypothetical. Gene Ontology annotation, cellular component: endoplasmic reticulum; Golgi apparatus. The transcript is spliced from 3 exons. Gene Ontology annotation, biological process: protein targeting to membrane; peptidyl-L-cysteine S-palmitoylation. The record is from RefSeq and is a predicted model, not a curated record. Lineage: Eukaryota; Bigyra; Opalinata; Blastocystidae. Bases 1 to 261 code for a protein of 86 amino acids. Gene Ontology annotation, molecular function: protein-cysteine S-palmitoyltransferase activity.